Messenger RNA from Nematocida minor, 1554 nucleotides. RefSeq lists its product as uncharacterized. NCBI's taxonomy places the organism in Eukaryota, Fungi, Microsporidia. The record is from RefSeq and is a predicted model, not a curated record. The coding region runs from base 1 to 1554 and encodes 517 amino acids. The transcript has a single exon.
AUGCAAAAGACAGGAAAUGCUUUUUUAAUUUCAAAGCUGUACAUUUUGUUUUUCGUACAGUUUUGUGCCAUUGCUCUCUGCUCUGCCGAGCUGACAAAAGAAAUAUACUAUUCUGAGCCUGCUGUGAUGCACACGUUCUUGGGACAAAUUAAGCCAGGAAGGCUCGAGGAUAUAAGCGAUGAAAACACCAGCGCAGUUGCAAGCAUGAUGAACUCCUACAAAUUAGAAAUAUGUCUGGACAAGAUAAUGAGCACAGAAGCGCCAAAAACGAUGAAAUCUUUCAGAAACUUGGAAAAAGUUGUCAUCUAUUCUUCCUACACACUCCCAUUUACUGUAUACAAAAGGCACUUGCUGAUAGAAGAUAAUGUAAGCACGGUUAAAACAGACAAACUCGAAGAGGUGUUGGCCUCUCUGUCGAACAACCACGAUAUUUGCGAAAUAGAGAUAAGAAACAUGGUCAUAAAGAGAUUUCCAGCGGUCUUGAAGAAGUUCAAAAAUCUCAAAGUGCUGAGGUUCUCGAACAUUCACUACUACUACAUCUAUAUUGAGAAGUGGAUAAGAAACAAAGAGAACGCGCCAGACUCUAUUAACUUUUUCAACGCACUAAAAUACUUGCCUGCUCUGGAGCGCGUAUACUUUGACCACUGCGUGAUAAAGAACUACCAGCAAGACGAGCGAGAAGGCGACAAAAAGGUAAGUAAGCUGAAAUCAGCCGAGUUCAGAGACAUGAACAUCGAUGCAGUAAAGCACUUCUUGUGGUUCUACAACAAAAGGGGAAUAGAUCUGACAAUUGAGGGCCCUACAAGGAACACAAAAGAGAUGUUUUUGGACCUGGAGGAGAUAGCCCACAGCAUCAGCAACCUGACUCUGAUAAACUUUGACAUGAAGAUGAUAGAAGAGCUUUCUUUGCCAUUUUUGGAAAGACUGCACUCUUUUACGUUCCUGCGCAUCAGCAACAGCACAGAGCACAGCAUAAAAAACAUUUCUCCUUUAGAGAAUACAAAAAUAUGGGAGAAAAUAUACAGCGUAACAGAAAAAGUAACCAUAACAGACGAGAUAUUUUUCAGGCUGAAAAUGGUCCCGCUGUACAGAGUGAAAAUUUUGACGAUAAUCAGCAAAGAAACAAACGAAGCGGUUACACUCUCUCUAGAGUCAGUAAAUAAUGUGAGAAUAGCUAUGUCCCAUCGGUGCACAGUUCCUUUUCUGGAGAGCAUUAUAUCUGAUGAGGCACUGGGCGCAUACUUCCCCAUAGAGAAAAACGUAAGCAUCACGCUCGAAGAGCACUUUGGGGCAAUAGACGAGCUUUUGCUGGGAAUAUUAAGAAAGUUUGAGGGCGAUGAAAUAUCAAUAGAUUUUACAGUGCACUCCUAUGUCUACAUCAGAGAUAUGGCAAAAGUCAGGAAAGCCAUUAAAAAAAAUGCCAUGAUUAAGAUAAACAACGUCUACAAAGAAGUGUUUAUGCUGACUGUAAGCCAGAAGUACGCGAAUGAAAUGUUAGGAGAAGUAGAUAAUACAAAAAAAGUUGUAUGGAAAGUAGAUGUGCCUCAGUGGUGA